GGGGCGGCUGUCAAAUCGAAUUACGGCCCCGAGUUACGAUUCACGUUAAUUUCUCCCGAAAAGCUUUUUCCUGAAUUAAUUUACUCGCUAUUUCCAAUCUAAACUCGGGCGAACGACGCGCAAGCACGGAAAUCUUUAGCAGAAAUACGAAAUAAUUCAUUCCAAAUUCCGAGCUCACGCAGUAACCUGCUAUUUUUGUUUGGUAGUCCAGUGCCACAGUAAAUAUUGUUCUUUGGUGUCGAAAUAUUGGUGCAGUGGUUUUUUUUACUUCUUCCUUACCGUAGCAGUGAAGCGUGAAAACUGUUGCAGAAAUGCUGAAAUAAGACUUUCGCAAUCCGUGAAUUUGUGUCAGUACAAACGAUCGUGCCAGUGCGGAGUACCUAGUGCCCUAAAAGCAGUGCCAAAACCAAAUGUUAAUGUAAAUUGAUACCUUUUCAGAUCGAUGCCGUCUAAAAUAUGCGGUGUUAAUUUUAUUUUUUGUUCCAUUUUACAUGUAAAGUGAACUUGUUCGUUUUAGUGAGCAGAGUGUACCAUCAAGCCUAAAUAAUAUGAGAAUGACUGUGACAUUCCAUUUUUAAAAAGACUGAACAGAUAAUUUUGUAGCUCUUAUUUUUUUUUUAUUGAGUGUUAAGGCAAAGGUAUAACUAAAGUUGUAGUGUGGAUUCAGUUUAAAUGGCAGAUAAAAUAGGGAUGUUUCAUCUCAAUCUUCAGCCAUGAGACGGGUUUUCGGCGUGUGCUCUGAUGGGUGGCUCCUUUGUGGACAGAAUGUGAGCGGCUAGUGGCUGUCUUCUAUUUGUUGUCUGGCUCUCCGCACGGCUCGGUGAUGUCUUGUCAGUCGCUGGCGGCGCGCGCCUUCGCCGAGCCGGACAAGGACUCGCAUUGCACCAGAACCACUUUUCACAGAACGGUGCGGUUCAGUUCAGAUUCCCGCAGUCAAACCACAAGGACAUCUAACGACACAGAAUGCAAGCGAGAGACGCCAGGGUCAAUGUCGCUCAGCGCAUUGUCCGUCACGCCGAUGUCGCAAGGCUCGGCCAUGAGCCAGUCGGCUCCAACGGCUUCCGCCACCUUCGACAUCGACAUUGACUCGCCACCGCCACCGCCUGCGUGCAGGUUCCCAAAACUAGAGGAGUGUGCACACUUUCACUAUGAGAGAGUGUCAUUGGGCGGCCUGUCCGUCGAACUAGUGCCUUGCGAUACCAGUGGAGACUCACCAUGCGAAGGAUGGGUAUGCCUAAAGGUGAGGUCACACGUGAACUCUACGGAGGACUCGACCGAGUCUCGAGCGUUAAGCGCGAGCUGGACAGAAGCGAGUGACGUCCGGGAGUGGACGCUCACUAGAAAUAAGGACAACUUCUUACAGCUGGAUGAAAUGUUGCACAGGUGCAUAUACGACCGGAAAGUGUCUGGUCUCCCGAACCUCAAAGAGUGCAUGACACCAGAGCUGAUGCAGGACGAGACGGAGUACAGACAGCUGAUCGCAGACUACGUGCAUCACCUGUCCAUCAUCGCGGAUGACAGCAUCAACUGCGGUCCCGCGCUCAACUGGCUGCAGAUGGACAACAAGGGUCAUAAAUUAUUGGUGUCGAACGAAGACUCGAGUUCUAUCAACACUCCAGCCGUCGCCGCCGCUUAUUCCGUCAGAAAAUAUGUUUCACAGGCUCGAGACGAAAUAAGUUUUGAAGUUGGCGAUAUGAUUUCGAUCAUUGACAUGCCAGUGUUUUCCUUUUCGGCAGGCCCCCAAGAGUCGAUAUGGUGGCGCGGCAAGCGCGGUUUCCGCGUGGGCUUCUUCCCGCACCAUUGCGUCGCGGUCAUCGGAGACAAAGUGCCACGACAUAUGACGCAGCCGCCGCCGAUCGUUGGGUCAGUAGCAGUGGCACCAAUAAAGCCAGUUCUCCGCAAACACGGCAAGCUGAUCUCCCUGUUCCGGAGCUUCAUCCUCUCCCGACCCUCGCGCAGGAGCCUCAAGCAGCAGGGCAUCCUGCGGGAGAGAGUCUUCGGCUGCGACCUGGGCGAGCAUCUGCUCAACUGUGGACACGAUGUGCCUCUGGUGCUGGUGGAGUGUUCGCGCGCGAUCGAGCGGCGCGGCGCGGUGGACGGCAUAUACCGGCUGUCGGGCGGCGCGGCGCUGACGCAGCGGCUCCGCGCCGCCUUCGACGCGGGGCAGCCCGUCGACCUCGCGGCGCCUCUGCAGCGGGACCCGCACGCGCUCGCCAGCCUGCUCAAGAUGUACUUCCGUGAACUACCCAACCCGCUGUGCACAUACCAGCUGUACGACAGUUUCGUGUCGUCGGUGCAGGCGCCCGAAGAGAUGCGGCUGCGUGCCAUGAGGGACACGGUGGUCAAACUACCGCCGCCGCAUUAUAGGACAUUAGCGUACCUAAUGCGUCACCUUCGUAGAGUGUCGCUGCUGAGCGAGUCCACGGGCAUGACCGCGCGCAACAUGGCGAUCGUCUGGGCGCCCAACCUCUUGAGGUCGCCCAAACCACAGCAUGCGUUGCAAGGGGUCGCUGUACAGGCGGUGGUGACGGAGUUCUUGAUUUGCUACGCGGAAGAGUUAUUUGCGCAGGAGCAGGGUGCUGAUUCGGGCCCGCAAUCAUUAGAACAGGAUCAAUAUGACUCUCACGUGGAAUUAAGAGGCCUAGAAGCCGGCAGGAGGCCAAAAAGUUUACCUCUCAACCCACCCACCAAACUGUUAAGUCUCGAGGAAGCCCGUAGACGUGGGAAGUCGAUAAUCUGUGCGGAGACGUCGCCGGCGCCCGGGGCUUCGGGCGCCAUCGCCGCCGCCGCCACGGAGACCCUGCGCCCCGCGGGACACCUCAAACCCAAGUACAUUGAGGUGGGUUCCGGUCCAAACAAUCUACCUCAGUACCACACAGUCCUAGAACUACCAGUUGCAGGGUCAAAGAGAGCGUUAAAGCGGUCUCCGUCCGGUUGGCGAGGCCUGUUCAGCCGUAGCAAGCUUCAGCGCGCGCCCGCCCGGCCACCCGAUACGCCUCCAGCACAGGAGGUGUCCGUCUGUCCAUCAGCGCUGCGGCCUGCCAAGUCGUGCGAGUCGCUCACCUCAGAGACUGAUGCUUUACCGCCGCUGGCCGUCACCGCGGCCGCGCCCUUGAAACAUCACACCAGAUCGUCGUCAUGCGACUCGUACUUCGAGCCGUGGCAGGCGGAGCUGGCCGGCAUGCGCCUGCGCCUGUCGCCGCAGGAGAGAGACCACAACAUGUUCAGCGAAGAGGACGACACGGCCGUGCAAGUGCACAACGCACAGGACGACUCGCUGUGCUCGUCGCCGCCUGAGUCCGGCGCGUGUAGCGCCGCGCCCAGCCCGCGCCGCCCGCCGCGCCUAGACACAGACCUCGCCGAAAGGAAACGCGUGGCGUUGGAGCAGCUGGAGCAACAGGUGGCGCAACUCGGCUACAUCGACGGCGACCCCGACACCGCGCUGCCGGACAAACGACCCGCCGCGCCUAAGAGGCUAUGCAAAGAUCGGGACAGCCCUCUGUCCUCCACGUCGGAUUUCCAAACGUCACUCGCUAACGUCAAGCUCAGAGAGCGGAACUCACCGCGAAAACAAAAAAACUCGGCCCGGUACAGCGGUAUGCAUCACCCGGUUCUAAACGAUCCAGAAAAAUCUGUUACGAGGCUGACAUGGCACGGCAAAGACGGACACUCGACACUAAUCAAAAUAGACUGGCCUGCAGAAAACUCUUCCAUAAGCAAUCUGACUACAAGCACUUUAAACUCGGGCCCCGUAACGCCUGUGACUCCAAUUUACGAUCCGCUAGAAAGCGAUUCUGAAGUCAGCGACAACAGACACACUAUCACUAUCAAAAGCAACAAUUGUGACAACUGUGACGAGGAAAAGUGCCUCAAAUGCGAACUGAAAGCGACGGACUACGAAAACGUCAAAGACUUGGCGCGGGAUUACUCAGAGCAGAACUUACACGAUAGCCUCGAAGCUAGCCCCUUGCAUUCCACUGACAUAAGCUACCAAAACCUCAAUAGACUUUCAGCAGUUUCCACGUCAUCAAACUCCGAUCAGAACUCGCAUAAAAAAGAGAGCGAAUUUAUGAAAAUAAUGACGUCGUCCCACGAGAGCUCGUCCAGCUACUCCAACGUCAGUUUUAAACAGGACGAAUUGUACGAAUGCUACAAUUUCACGAGGCCAAAUUAUAUAAACCUAUCUUCCAGUACAUCAAAAAGCUCCCCCGGUAGCCCCUUAAAAAGUCCCCUGAAAUCGACCAUAAGUAUAACAUUCCGAUCGCCAGUGAAAUCUAAAGCAGAUGAUUAUGAACCGAUCGGGAAUAUGGACACUCCAACCAAUGAAAGAGAUUCCGUAUACGAGGAUAUAGAUCUUGAGAAAAAUUUGUCUAUAGUUGAGGACGCUACGAUACCACAGACAGACGCAAGUCUGCCGACGCAGCAAGCUUGUCAACCCGACGAUUUUAACCACGAUUUGAUCAUCCUGGAAACUCCGACAGAAUCCAGCGUAGAUGACAACUUAGAUGUGUACAGUCAAGUGAAAUUCUUUAGGAAAAGCAUAGAAGAAGUAAAUGCUAUGUUAUUAGAAUCUCCGGAAAAGGAGAUUUGCUCUGUGUAUGAAAAUAUAGAGUUCGAGGAAACUAGACAGCGCGAUUACGAAAACAUUAACGUUGAUACUCUAAAAAUCUGUGAUAAAGUAGAAAUAAGUAGUGAUAAAGAGAACGAAAGUUUGGAAAAAGAGAACGGAAACGUUAUAAAACCGACGGUUGCGACUAAGAACUUGAAUGUUAGAGAACUGGCGAUACGCUUCGAGAGUCCCACGGAACAAAAGGGGCCGUUUAACUUCGAUAAAUUCAAAACUGAAGUUAAGUAUCCCACUUUAGAAAGAACAGAGGAAAAAACCGAAAGAAAGAAAGACACGAAACCGCCUCCGAUUUCUCCGAAAACUUACAAAUUAUCCAAAAAUUCGAAUGCCAGAUCUUUGGAUGAGAAUGCGUUCGUCAAAGAGUUUGGCAAUGAAAAAGAUAGGAGAAAAAGUUUAGAAGUGAAAGAUGUGAAGCGACAAGCUAAAUAUUUGCCCGAUCUAAACUUAAAUACGGAGGAGCCGGAGACCAAGUUGGAAAGUAUUACGCCUACGACGGAAAAUAAACUAUCUCUAAUACAAAGAUUCGAUAUAAAAAGGCCCACCGACUUAAAAAACUUAAUCGGUUUCGAUACGGAAAAGAAGUUGAGUAGGGAACGUAUCGAAAAAUAUAAGGAAGAGAGGCGUAAUUUUUUAAGGGAAAAGUAUAGUUCGCAAUCCUUUAGAAGUAAUCCUGAACAACUGACGAGGAUCAAGCUGAAGAAGGAUGAAAAAGACUGUGAGAGACUGAAAGAGGAGUUACCUAAGUUUGAGAGGAGGAACACGGUUGAUUUGGGCCAAAGGAUGAGGUUUUCCUUGGCGAGAAGUGCCAAUAACUUGGACACCAUUCCAUCUCCUAUUAGUCCUGGAGAUGAAAUGCCCAGGAACGGGGACACUGCUGAUAGAAACCGCCAGGAAAGGAGAGAAAAAGUGUCACCAUCAUACAACAUACGCGACAUGGCCGCCAUGUUCGAACAGAAAUCACAAGGCACCGGCUGACCCUCGCCUCGUUAUAACGAAUAACCGUUAUAACGAGUGACCGGUUAUAACGUGUAACGUUAUUAAAUUUUAUCGUUGUAACGAGUUUCCCGCCGAUUAAACGUCGAUUCAUAGUCGCGUAUUCGUCAUUUUACGCUUACUGUACGAUUACGUGCUGCUUCCAUAUAAAAUGCUUAAACUGCAAUUGCUUUCAGUGGGCUUAGUAUGAGAUUUUACAUCUCACUAACGUUGAUAGAAUUCGAGAGUCGCAACAUAAUAACAAAGUAAAAUAGACCUAAGAUUGCUUGAUUUAAAGCCCAAAAAUUCAGUACCAUCAAUUUUAAUUUCGCAACGUUUCCGCUUCGAGUGACGUUUUUGGAUAAACUUAGACUUUAAAACAAGGGCAUUAAGGUCCGUUUAACUUUAACGGUGAAGUGUUUCGAUGUUGAAAUACUAUCAACGUUGGUAAGAUGUAAAAUCUUAUACUAAGCCUUAGUUCUUAUACUAACAAUUUUAAGAGGGCAACACUACCACUUCGUCAACAUUCUUAUUUUAUAAAAACCUCAUGUAAGCGUAUAAGCAAACGUAAAAUAACGGCAGCGUAUAUGUGAAGCUUUGAAGUAUUUGUCUAUAUACAAAACUUAACCAGUUUACUUGGUGACACUAACGAUUUAGGAGUUAACCGUUAUAACGGUUAUAACAACAACCGUUAUAACGAUAAUAACCGUUAUAACGAUAACAACCGUUAUAACGAUAACGAACAUUUACAUUAUAAUCGUAACGUGUGUAUCGUUAUUCCGUUACGAAUGUGGAUAAUAUUUUGUAACGCUUUAAAUUAUUUAAUAAACUGUUAUUUUAGGUUUAUUUGAGGGUAGUUGGUGUUGCAAUUUGAUUUAUGUUAGUUGUUGAUGUAAAAAAAGCUUGGUUUUAUAGUUUUCAAUUUACGUUAUUGGACAAAAUUACCUUUGGUAUUGGUCAUUAUAUCAUUAUCAUCUCAAUAAAUCGAUGCCUCAAUACUACACAUGAGCAUUCAAAAUGACAAGGAUUAUUUAUAUUACACGCAAAAGUAAAUACGAUAAAAAAGAAACCCUUCAAUUCAUAUAACAUCAAAGUUGAGUGUAAAAAGAGCAAAUGAUACUGGUUCUGAUAGCAACUCAAUUUUAGAAUAUUCGCAUCUUUUUCUUACGAAUGCAAUAAGAAAAGGAUAGACCAACUAAUUUAAAACUGUCAAAUCUUGUGACUUUAGAUUCCAGUCUUGAGCAUAGUGUUUAGCACUCAAAUUAAGAGUAUUUAGUUUCAAAUUCAUUCCCCGUCCUUUUUUAACACGAUAAAAAGAAAAGGAUGCGGAUAUUCCUGAAUAUCAAAGACCUAAAUGACCGGCAACACAUCGGCGGUACCUCUGGUGCUGCAAAUGUUCAUGGGCGGCGGUAGUCAUUUAACAUCAGGUGGGCGGGCCGCCUGAUCGUUUGCUCGCUAUUUAUUUAUUUAAAAAAAAUCUAAAUUUAGUUUAGAGACGAGAAGUAUGAGGAAAAGUAGGGAAAAGCAGUAGCAUAGAAUCUCGAUGUCUCUCUGAAAUUAAUCAGAAAGGGUCACCCAACUGACAUAACAAUUUUGCAAUACUAUUAACUAAAAUAAUGUAGAUAUUGUAUCCAAGUCGGGAAUGUAAGUUUGAGGAGUGCUGCAUUUGAUAUAAUAUGUUUAUUGAAGUUUGGGGAGCGAUGUGCUGGUUGUAUAUUAACUGUAUUUUUGUUGAUUUGAUUGUAUUUCAUUUAAGUAUUACGGUUAUAGAGUAUUUGACUUAAGACUGGCCGAAUACAAUCCUAUUUUCCUUUAACAUUUAUGGAGAUAUAAUAGUUACAAUUCAAAAUUAUUCAAUAACCAUGGACAAAAGAAUAAUGAAGAGUCAAAUACUCAGUGUAUGUAGUUAGAACCUAGUUCUUUUGCCAUGUCAGCCAAAUUCUGUCGUGCGACACGUCGCUAGUGUCGCAAGGUUCUAUUUUACGUACAUUACUACCACUUUUUCAAGUUACGUCGAUGUACCUGCGCAGAAAUCUUAGCUUUGAAUGGAGCGAAAAUAUCGCAGUCAAUCAUAGCGCGCGUCCGUCCGCUAUUGGUUGUUCCCUACGCGUCAUUUUUGCGCGCGCGAAUCAUGAGCGAGAUAGCACCAGUCUGUCGUUCUUGGUUUUUCGCGAUUUGUAAACUAAUACAACAAAGUAGACCUAUGGCAUUCUAACAGCGCCAAUGGCAGUAUUAUCUCCACAGGUUUAUAUAAAAAAUCUUUACUUGAAAGUGUCCAGUUUAAGAUAUUAGUCAGAGUAACGACUAAUUUGUGACUAACUCACGUCAAACUCAUUAUUUUGACUAAAUUCUUACAAAAAACCAAAUUAAAUUUGAAUUUGGCGGGCAGACCCGGGUAGUGCAGGGCACUUUUACAUCUUAACGUCAAGCAAUAAGGUCUGUAUUUCAUUGAUGUACAUUUGGUUUUAGUCGGCGUACAGUUGCGCUUUUCUGAGGAAACGAAUUAUAAAAGUGGUAUUACUGUAAACUUAUAAUAAUGUUGGUGAACGGAGAGUGGUCGUUUUUGUUAUGUUAUUUCUAUUUAUUUUAUUGUACAUAAUAUAAUAUAACUAGCUAUAUUAGUUUUUUAAAAAAUCAGGAAAAAUACGGAGGCUUAUUUUUAUAGUGUUAGAAAGGUUGCAAUCUAACAUUUGUCAAAUUUAAAACAUAAAAAAUCGGUCAAGUGCGAGUCAGGCUUGCACACGAAGGGUUCCUGUACCAAUAAUACUUUAAUUUUUUUUGUUAAUUUUCAUGUUGGCCAUUUAAAAAUAUUUAUUAUAUUUUGUUGUUAUAAGCGCCAAUAGAAAAACACAUUCUAUGAAAAUUUCAGCUCUAUAACUGUUACAGUUCACGAGAUACAGCCCAUUGACAGACGGACGGGCGGCGCAGUUUUAGUAGUAGAAUUCGAAUAAGGAACCCUACAAUAUAGUCCAUGCGCGUUAGGCUACGGAGUCUAGGUUUUUUUAGCUAAAAUUGUGCAGUAUUUUUUCUGAUCACACCAACACAAAAUCGAAACAUCACACUAUAAAGUAUUAUGAAGAUUGUGCUUUUUUUAUGUUUUUUUUAUAUUUUGUACUGAGUUGUGAAUACAUGAGCGGUUUGAAUGAAUCUCGUUAUUGACUCGUAAAACUUAUUGGGCCAGUUAAAAGUAUGCGAAAA
This is a messenger RNA of Maniola jurtina (meadow brown), 8797 nucleotides long. It is a transcript of the gene CdGAPr, whose product is annotated as GTPase-activating protein CdGAPr. The transcript is spliced from 25 exons. The record is from RefSeq and is a predicted model, not a curated record. Bases 824 to 5602 code for a protein of 1592 amino acids. Gene Ontology annotation, biological process: small GTPase-mediated signal transduction. NCBI's taxonomy places the organism in Eukaryota, Metazoa, Arthropoda, Insecta, Lepidoptera, Nymphalidae. Gene Ontology annotation, molecular function: GTPase activator activity; protein binding.